This is a messenger RNA of Papaver somniferum (opium poppy), 1129 nucleotides long. RefSeq lists its product as uncharacterized. The transcript is spliced from 3 exons. Bases 143 to 988 code for a protein of 281 amino acids. The record is from RefSeq and is a predicted model, not a curated record. Lineage: Eukaryota; Viridiplantae; Streptophyta; Magnoliopsida; Ranunculales; Papaveraceae.
UGCGUACCUGUUAUACAUCUUGGGCAUUAAGGUAUUCCCUGACACUAGUGGCAACAGGGUUAGUGCAAACUACCUUCAGUACUUGGAUCUGUUGGAAGAUGUAUAUAACUAUUCUUGGGACACCGUGGUAAUAGCACAUUUGAUGACGGAGAUGAGAAGGGCCUCUAAGGCUAAAACAAACCAAUUUGUCGGGAAUUUCACUCUACUGCAUGUGUGGGCUUAUGAACACUUCCCAACAUUGUUCAAGGACUUCCCUUUCUUGAAGAUCACACAUAUUGACGAUCCCGAGGAGCCUAGAGCCAAGAUAUACGAGUUCAACAAUAUUCCGAAGCCCGGUAACAAUCGUCGAUUGAUCGAUAUGAGAUUGGCUCUGGACGUGAUGAGUACCAAAGAUGUUGUGUUCGACCCUUACAGAGAGGCUAGAGGAAAUCACCAACUUUUGAGGUUUGGUAACGUUGUAUUUUACCAUGGGUCGUUGUUCCACCCAAAGGGAUACGUUAUGGCUGAUCCUCGACGUGUGAUGCGGCAACUUGGAUAUAAGCAAUUACCACCUUUUGAGACGACCUCUCCUCAAGGUUAUGUUCUUGACCUUUCUCGGUGCUUUUCAACUCCCAAUAGGUUGCAGGUGGAGUAUGAUCCAAAUCCUGAACCAACACAUUGGACGGAAAGGGAACCACGUCGUUUGGUAGAUAUUAGUAAGUGGGAGAUUGCGGAAAACGGUGAUGAAUUUGAUGCAGACUACAUGGAAGAUUACCUGCAAUGGUCACAUCCUUUUGUCGUGCGCCCGGAUGAUGUCCAAGUUCCACCCCAGGAAAACCCUCCCGUUCUAACUCCUGCAGUGGCACCACCUAGGAUAGCCCAACUUAGUAAGACCGUUGGAUUGCUACGGCGUUGGCUUGGAAAGUUGAAGAAUAUGUUAGGUUGCAAGUACCAGGAAGGAGAGGUUCUAUCCCUUGAAGAAAUGAAGGAAGUCGAGGAAAAAGCUUGAUAGAUUGAAGAAACCGACUCUAGUGCAAAGGAUUUGUUCGGGGAAACGAGGAAGAAACCGGCUCAAAAGAAGCAAAAGACUAAGUGAUUAACUCUUUAGUUGUAUUUAUUUAUUUGGAUGGUGGUUGUUACGUCUUGAACA